GCGAGGCCCUGCUGCUGUCGCUAUCGAGAGUUGCAGUUGUUCCCGGGGCUGUGGAAGGACAGAGCGCCGCGGUCUCCCCGCCCCCGGAGGCUCGGCCCGGUCCGGGCCGGUCCCGCCCCUGCCGGUUUCGCGGCCAGUCCUGGGCUCAUGGAGAAUAAAGGAACUUUUUGGUUUGGCUGCAGUCACAGGGAGCCCAGGACUGGUGGGGAAACCAACGCAUGGCCAUCAGGCUCAGACAAGUUCAAGUGGUUGCUAAUGUGAGAAGACAACAUGCCAUUUUGAAGUAUGACAGAAGUCCUGAUGCUGCAGCAGAGGUUAGGAAUAUUAAUGGCCAAAUCUAGAGAGUACAUGGUCUUCUAAAGAAGCCAUGGGUAGCUGCUGUAGCUGUCCAGAUAAAGAGACUGUCCCAGACAACCAUCGAAACAAGUUUAAGGUCAUUAAUGUAGAUGAUGAUGGUAAUGAACUGGGUUCUGGCGUAAUGGAACUUACAGAUACAGAACUAAUUUUAUACACCCGUAAACGGGAUUCCGUAAAAUGGCACUACCUCUGUCUCCGUCGCUACGGCUAUGAUUCAAAUCUCUUUUCUUUUGAAAGUGGUCGACGAUGUCAAACUGGACAAGGAAUCUUUGCCUUUAAGUGUGCUCGUGCAGAAGAACUAUUUAAUAUGCUACAAGAGAUCAUGCAGAACAAUAGCAUAAAUGUGGUAGAAGAACCAGUAGUAGAAAGGAAUCAUCAUCAAACUGAGUUGGAAGUUCCAAGAACCCCUCGAACACCCACCACUCCUGGUUUCGGUGCACAAAGUUUACCUAAUGGGUAUCCCAGAUAUCCCUCCUUUGGAGAUGCUUCAUCACAUCCUUCCAGCAGGCAUCCCUCUGUAGGAAGUGCACGGCUUCCUUCAGUAGGUGAAGAGUCAACGCAUCCAUUGCUUGUCGCAGAGGAACAAGUGCACACCUAUGUCAACACUACUGGUGUACAAGAGGAAAAAAAAAAUAGAUCAAGUGUGCAUGUACCGCUGGAAUUAAGGCUUUCUAAUGUUGAAACAAACAAGACAACAGAAGAACAGAAUUGCACUGAUGACCGAGAUGCUCAGGUUCUUCUGGAGCCUGAAGGAGUCAAAUUUGUUUUAGGACCAACACCUGUUCAAAGACAAUUAAUGGAAAGAGAGCAACUGGAGCAACUUGGGAGAGACCAAGUUAGUGGCAGCAGUACAAACAACUCUGAAUGGGACACUGGGUACGACAGUGAUGAACGUAAAGAAACACCUUCUGGUAAUAAACUAGUGUAUGAAAAUCUAAAUAGAUUAUCAAUCCCUAGUGCCUCAGGAGUCAGGAGAGGUCGUCUGACAUCAACAAGUACCUCAGAUACCCAGAAUAUUAACAACUCUGCUCAAAGGAGAACUGCAUUGUUAAACUAUGAAAACUUGCCAUCUUUGCCUCCUGUUUGGGAAGCCCGCAAGCUAAGUAGAGAUGAAGAUGACAAUUUAGGACCAAAGACCCCAUCUCUGAAUGGCUACCACAAUAACCUAGAUCCAAUGCAUAAUUACGUAAAUACAGAGAAUGUAACUGUGCCAGCAAGUGCUCAUAAAGUAGAAUUUACACGACGUCGGGACUGUACACCAACAGUCUUUAACUUUGAUAUUAGACGUCCAAGUUUAGAACACAGGCAGCUCAAUUAUAUACAGGUUGACUUGGAAGGUGGCAGUGACUCCGACAACCCUCAGACUCCAAAAACUCCUACCACUCCACUUCCACAAACUCCAACCAGGCGCACAGAGCUGUAUGCUGUGAUAGACAUUGAAAGAACUGCUGCUAUGUCAAGUUUGCAGAAAGCACUGCCACGAGAUGAUGGUACGUCUAGAAAAACUAGACAUAACAGUACUGACCUGCCUAUGUGAGCCCGGGAAGCGUUAAAUCAUUUGCACCUUUUGUGAAGUUUAUAAAAUUGAAGAUGCAAAUACUUCAUUUGCAUUUCUUAACACUAACGCCUUUUAUAGAGUAAUAGACUUUUUUCUGAAUAUUUCAUGUGCUUGUCUAACAAAAGGGAAAUAAUGUAGAGCAGGUACUCAUUAAAUGACACCAUUUUAUUCUACAGUAAUAGUAAUUGCUGUGUAGAAGCAUUGCCACUUUUCACAGUGCCUCUUUACUUGGUUAGAGUUGGAGUGACUGACAGUUCUGAAGUUACCAAUAUUCUGGCCAUGUGCCUAUAGUCAUUAAUGGCAUUUAUAACAUUUUAUAAAGCCUCUUGAUGUGCAUUACUAGCUGAUAGCCCUAAUCUUGCAAGGUUGAUAUUUGUACCUUCACUCUCUUCAUUCAUGUGGCCUCCUCCAAUAUGAGAGGUGUGAGUAAUUCAUUAUUCAAUCAGUUUGACUUAUCUGAUAUAUUUUGGCUCAUGUGAAGGGAUAUAAACACUAAGCUUCCUCGUAUGUCAUCUGGACAAGCUUCAGAUUCUUGAAGGUUUUUUUAAUUUCUGUAACAUUGAGGGGUUACAUCAAGUUCACUUGGUCAGAGCUGGAGUUGGGUCUGAAAUAAGCCAUAAGUCAUUUCCCCUAGAAAAGAUUUCCAAGUGAUAAUACCUGAACAGUUUUACAGAAUUUUAAUCUGAGUUUUCUAAAGGAAUACACAGGUUGGUUGUAUCUGUGAUUUUAAGGUGUUCUUUAAUUUCACAGUUCUGCUUACCUUUCCAUCUUCAUGUGUGCAAUGUCUUCUUUGACCUAUUCUGUAAUAUCUAUAGGUUAAGAACAGUCAAGUUUUUGUGCAUAACUUUAAUUAUUGUUUAGGAUUUUUGUGUGUUGCUCCUAUUCAGUCUGCACAUUGUCAAAGAAAAAAUCCAGUAGGAGCUUUUUUACUUAAUAGGGUUGCCUUUGUCCAGUGUUUUAUUGAUUUACUUUUUAUGUCUGACAGAAACAUCCCAAAAGUGUUAGUGUCCAGCAGCAUACAGCAUUGCACAAGUGGAAAGGCAUAUUAUGCAUUUUUGUCUUCCUCUGAAGCAUCAAAUAUAAGUCACCAUGGGAGGCAAGAUAUUGCAUUUGGUAGUUCAGUGUGACAAAUCUUAAAUUCUAACUGUGGAUCUGUAGAUGAUGUACUUGGAUUUAGAGAGAAUUAGUUACUUACAAUAUGUUGAGAAUUUUUUGAAGGUAAUAUCUAUGGGCAUACAUAUUUUCCCUUUUCAGCUAGUUAACUCAGUUACUCUAAUGGCUUAACUGCUGAUCGAUGUUACAAUACAUCCAGGCAGAAUGCAUCUGCUGAACGUGCCAGGUAUGCCCUUGACAGCCCCUUGUUCUAUACUGAAUAUUAAUAGAAUUGAUAUCAGUAUUGCAGGUGCAGUGCAGGACCGGAAAGAAAACAGAUUAAGCUUGAGCCUGUGAUUUCAAAGGAACUGACUGUUAUGUGAACUGGUGUGAUGUAUAAUAAUCCUCGAGCUGUGGGUGAGAAAAAUCACAUGUAAGAAACCGGGGGGAGGGGAGGUGUUUGGAGGUAUCUCAAAAAUGCUUAGGGUCCUCAUGUAAUAUUUAAAUUGAGCUUUCAUUUAAAACGUAACACUAUUUCCAGUCCUUUGAAUUGUGUGGAGGGUGUUCCUGUUUUCCUAUUAAAUUUUCCUUUUGUCUUCAGCCAGAUAAAUAGUAAGGAAGAGUGAUAGCUGAAAUACAGUUUUCCCGUUCACACCAGUGAGAUAAUGGCAGGCUCAUUUAUAUAGGUCAGGCCUUUUUAUCCUGAAGGAUUUCCAGUGUUCUUUAUAAUACCGAAAUGCAUCCAGGCGCACAAUCAGUACACUUCACAAUAGUAAGGGAACAGGAGUCUUAGUUGGGACAAUUGUAAGAAAACUUCACUGAAAACUUUUCCAUAAUCAUUUCACUAUUAGUCUGUGCACUUGUAUACAUUUUUUUUUUUUUUGUGAUUUAGGUGCUCGAAAAGGUGAGGGACUAGUAGCAUUCACUAGAACCAGAGGUAGUGCAGAUGCAUGGUGCUAUAAGUGUCCCUUGCUUCUCCCUGACAUUGCACCUCUGUUGUGAUUUGCAACACAUCAUGCAUAUACUAAUCCUGGGUCUGUCUUGAAGUGUUAUUACCAGUUGUUGCAAACUGUGUGGUGGAUGUGUGAAGGUGGGCUAGGAACUAGAAUCAGACCAACAAACUCUCGCUAAUUUGUAAACUAAGACAAGAUUUCAGCGCACAUUUCAAGCAGUUAAAAGGCUAGAACACUUAACUCACCAGCUAGCUUAUCUAGAAACUUAUAUGGCCUUCAUCACCAUAAUAUCGGAGUGUCUCAAUUAUUAAUGUAUUUUAUCCUCAGACACUCCUGUAGCGUAAGGAAGUACUGUCCCCAGUUUAUGGAUGGGGGAACUGAGGCCCAAGUAAACUAUACACGACUUGCUGAAGGUCACACAGAAAGUCUGUGGUUGAGCCAGGAAUUCAACCCAGCUCUCCUGAGUUUUAGUCCAGAUCCACUAGAUCAUCCUUCCUAUCCAACACCUACCAUAGACCAUUCAGAAUAACAUUGUUGCCAACUCUUGCAAUUUUAUGAGUGUUGGCUUUUCUUAAAGCCGUAGAUCCUGGAGUCAUGUGAAUACUACAAAAUCUCACUUUUUUCCUUUUUUUCUCUUCCCUUCCCUCCCUGCCCAGAUAAAGCUAAAUUUCUUGCCCUUGGGGAGAAAAUCUUGAAAAUGUGAUCCCUAAAGGAUCAAAACCAGAAGGCAUCUAAAAAGAAGCCAAAUCCAAUCUUGUGAUUCUCCCUCCCCCCCCCCC
Molecule: messenger RNA, 4739 nt
Organism: Malaclemys terrapin pileata
Lineage: Eukaryota; Metazoa; Chordata; Testudines; Emydidae
Gene: FRS2
Product: fibroblast growth factor receptor substrate 2
Exons: 8
Coding region: 368-1894 (508 amino acids)
Biological process (GO): cell surface receptor protein tyrosine kinase signaling pathway
Cellular component (GO): cell-cell junction; cytoplasm
Source: RefSeq, a predicted model, not a curated record